AUGGCUGUUCGUGUCAGAGGAUUGACUGAUAAUCAUUUUGAAGAAUUUGAUUAUACAAGAAGUUUAGAAGAGGAAUGGGAGCCUAAGCCUGGAAUGGUUUAUGAUUCGUUAGAGAAUCUUGUUCAAGACUAUAAAAGCUAUGGAAAUAAGAAGGGUUUUGCAGCUAUUAUACGAUCAACAACAAAAGGAGAUGAUGGAGAUGUAAAAUAUGUGGCGUUGGCUUGUUCUUGUCAUGGCAAGGCUAGAAGUAAUUGCAGGAAUGCUUUUAAAAUGCAUCCAAUGACAAAAACAGAUUGCAAGGCUCGAAUUCAUGCAAGCAUACGUUUCGAUGGUAAAUGGACAAUAUCUUCAAUUAUAUUAGAUCAUAACCAUGAACUCAGUAGUCCUACCAAGACUAGAUACUUUAAGAGCAAUCGAAUAAUACAUCUAUCUGUGAAAAGAAAGCUUGAAGUGAAUAAUAAGACUGACAUUAGACCAAAUAAAAAUUUCAAUGUUUUAAUAGUUGAAGUAGGCGGUGCUGAAAAUUUGCCGUUCCUACAAAAAGAUUGUAGGAAUUAUAUUGAAAAGGUAAGAAGGCUACGACUUGGUGUUGGAGAUGCUUCUGCAAUUCAGAAAUAUUUUCUUAAAAUGCAAAGUGAGAAUUCAAAUUUCUUCAACACAUGA
Messenger RNA from Mangifera indica (mango), 663 nucleotides. RefSeq names its product protein FAR-RED IMPAIRED RESPONSE 1-like. NCBI's taxonomy places the organism in Eukaryota, Viridiplantae, Streptophyta, Magnoliopsida, Sapindales, Anacardiaceae. Bases 1 to 663 code for a protein of 220 amino acids. The record is from RefSeq and is a predicted model, not a curated record. The transcript is spliced from 2 exons.